AUGGGAGUGCUCUUGCGUUCCAUCGCCUUGACAACAGUAAUGGCAAAUAAGUGGCUACUACGGCCAUCACUUGCAUUCAUCGCGCUUAUCACACAGUCCAACUCAGCCAUCCUCAACCCUGAUAAGAACCCAGUGCUCAGUCGGAUUCUACAAUGGACUAUCUAUGACCACUUUUGCGCUGGGAACAGCAUUCCAGAAGUGUCAAAUACUGUCAAGUACAUCAAGAAGCUUGGCUUCCAUGGCAUCAUUCUUGGAUAUUCGAAAGAUGUCGUGUUGGACCCCAACGUGAAGCUCCCGACCACUGGCGUUGAGGACUAUCCAAAAGAGUGCUACGAUAUGAUCGAUGAAUGGAAGAAGGGCAACAUUGAUACUCUUAACAUGAUUGAGGCUGGUGAUCUUCUAGCUGUCAAGGUGACUGGUGCCGGACCCAUCGCCGUAGACGCUUUACGGGCUGGCAGACCUAUGAAUAGAUACCUCCAAAAGGCUCUCAACGAUAUUUGUAGCGAGACCCGAAAGCGUGGGUGUCAACUCUGGAUAGACGCGGAACAACAAGCUAUGCAACCUACACUUGACGAGUGGACCAUCACCCUGAUGCGCGAACACAAUCGGCACGGGAAUGCUCUGGUUUACAACACCAUUCAAGCUUAUCUCAAAGGUGCCAGACAAAACGCGAAAAGGCAUAUCCAACUAGCGGCCAAAGAAGGCUGGACUGUGGGCAUCAAGCUAGUUCGCGGUGCAUAUAUCGAGAAUGAGAUCAGAUCCCUCAUUCACGAUACAAAAGAGGAUACGGACAAUUCAUAUAACGAUAUUGCCGACAUGCUAAUUUCUCAAAGAGUGCCCGACGAAGCUGCCAACCUCAGCUUCCCAGACGCGGCACUCGUUCUGGCGACACAUAACGCUGAGAGUGCGCAGAAGGCUCUAGGCACACACCGAAAGCGGCUUAAGGCUGGUCUCCCCACAGUGCCUAUGAAGUGUGCUCAGAUUAUGGGCAUGGCCGACGAAUUGAGUUGUAAGCUGCUGCAGGAUUACGAGAAGGCCGUAAAGGAGAACAGAGUCACUUCCGAGACACCAAAGAUCUACAAGUGUUUACCGUGGGGCUCAGUGCAGGAAUGCAUUAAUUAUUUGUACCGACGAGCGGUGGAGAAUCGUGGUGCAGUGGAGAGGACGCAGCAUAUGGCGCUGGCGAUGAGACAGGAGCUCCGACGUAGAAUACUGGGUUAA
This is a messenger RNA of Fusarium musae, 1221 nucleotides long. RefSeq lists its product as uncharacterized. The record is from RefSeq and is a predicted model, not a curated record. The coding region runs from base 1 to 1221 and encodes 406 amino acids. NCBI's taxonomy places the organism in Eukaryota, Fungi, Ascomycota, Sordariomycetes, Hypocreales, Nectriaceae. Gene Ontology annotation, molecular function: FAD binding; proline dehydrogenase activity. Gene Ontology annotation, cellular component: mitochondrion. The transcript has 2 exons.